CUGCCCCGCGCCCGCCGUGCCCAGCUCGCCCGAGCCCGCCUCCCUCCCGCGCCUCGGCCAGGUUUCAGCAGACCUCCUCACAAUGCCCUCGCAAAUGGAGCACGCCAUGGAGACCAUGAUGCUCACGUUUCACAGAUUUGCCGGGGACAAAGACUACCUGACGAAGGAGGACCUGAGAGUGCUCAUGGAAAGGGAAUUCCCUGGGUUUUUGGAAAAUCAAAAGGACCCUCUGGCCGUGGACAAAAUAAUGAAGGACCUGGACCAGUGUCGAGACGGCAAAGUGGGCUUCCAGAGCUUUCUGUCGCUAGUGGCAGGUCUCAUCAUUGCAUGCAAUGACUAUUUUGUAGUGCACAUGAAGCAGAAGGGAAAGAAAUAGAGUCAAGCAGUAACGUUCCCGCCCUGAGAGUUCUCCGCUGGGUCGCCAAAGGAUCUGCCCCAACAGCUUCUCCCAGUAUAAAGAUUUCAUGAGCAGAUCUGAAAAUGCAAAUAACACCAAGUCCAAUUUGACAGGCAGGGAGAAAAAAAAAAAAAAGUUAAAUGACAGAGAAGCUUGAUUUUUAUAUUGUUUGCAUCCUCUUGCCCUCAAUAAAUAAAGUCCUUUUUUAGUUCUGGA
Messenger RNA from Jaculus jaculus (lesser Egyptian jerboa), 613 nucleotides. RefSeq names its product S100 calcium binding protein A10 (gene S100a10). The coding region runs from base 83 to 376 and encodes 97 amino acids. The transcript is spliced from 3 exons. Gene Ontology annotation, molecular function: transmembrane transporter binding; calcium ion binding. Gene Ontology annotation, cellular component: cytoplasm. NCBI's taxonomy places the organism in Eukaryota, Metazoa, Chordata, Mammalia, Rodentia, Dipodidae. The record is from RefSeq and is a predicted model, not a curated record.